Messenger RNA from Hypoxylon trugodes, 830 nucleotides. RefSeq lists its product as uncharacterized. NCBI's taxonomy places the organism in Eukaryota, Fungi, Ascomycota, Sordariomycetes, Xylariales, Hypoxylaceae. The transcript has a single exon. The record is from RefSeq and is a predicted model, not a curated record. The coding region runs from base 226 to 666 and encodes 146 amino acids.
CGAUUUGCUGCGGCGGAUACGUGCGCGCAUGGACUGAUUGUACAGCACAAGCUUUUCGAGGCGGUUCUUGGCCUGCAUGGGUUACAUGCAGGUUGCCUAUCAAUAUUUGGUGUUAUUAUUUUUUGUUCUUAAUUUUUGCCGGGGUGGGAUUAGAGAUAUACAUACUACGUACCUGCAAGGUGCGGAUGGAUUUGGAUUUGGAUUUGGGGGGGGAAGGAUAGGAUUAUGGGAUUUUUGGGGGGUGGGUUAAUGGGAAUGGCGUCUUUUGGUGGGUGGGUGGACUUUUUCGUUAUACCCGAGGCAUGGGUUUUUUUAUGGAUUAUACACAAAACAUGUCUUCACAACAUUUUGAAGAAAACCGCCAGGUCCCAAUGGGCUUCUAUAGAAAGGAGUCUUUUAUACUAUAACAUUAUUAUACCUCUUUUUUCGCAUACGAAUUUAUAUCAUAUAUCACUGCUAUUCAAGGCGGAAAGAAUCCGAGAUUUUCGAAUGAAGAUGAUGUGUGAAUCGCCGGUCUCAGGUACCUCGGUACGUACACUUACCCACCGAAAUACUGUACCUGACGCCGGAGUGACUGGCGGAGAUGGAACCCUGGAUUGUCUAAAUCUGAAUAGGAUCGGUUGGUUUUAUAUUGGACUCCUUCUUUUUUUGUCUUUCCUUUUUUGAAAUAAAGGAGCGUUAAGGUCGUGGGGAUAUUGGUUCCUGCAUUGAAGUUAAAGCUGUUAUUGGGAUGGGAUGGUGUUGGCGGUACUUUUGGCGAUACCGAACCCCCACACUUGAUGCCAUGGCCUCGGCGUUAAGAGUUGUGUCUGCUGCAACUUUUUACGGGC